Molecule: messenger RNA, 3134 nt
Organism: Salvelinus fontinalis (brook trout)
Lineage: Eukaryota; Metazoa; Chordata; Actinopteri; Salmoniformes; Salmonidae
Product: kinesin-like protein KIFC3
Biological process (GO): microtubule-based movement
Molecular function (GO): microtubule binding; ATP binding; microtubule motor activity
Source: RefSeq, a predicted model, not a curated record
AGAGAGAGUGGAGGGGAGAAGAGAAGGAGAGAGAGAGAAUCACACAGGAGCUGCUGCUCAGUGCAUUGAUGCUGCUGCAGCAGAGAGGAGAGGGGCUGCAGAGGGGGCUUCAGAAUGAACAAUAACAGACAAAACAGGAAGAACAUGGAAUGUUGUGGUGGAAUGCAGAAUGUUGGAUUGUCUGGAACGGACAUCAUUAAUGACCUGAAGACAAGUAUGGAGUGAGCCGAGGCAGUGUUGGACUGUGACAGUGUUUCCCUGGGUAUCUAGUUGUGCGACUGUAACAGUGAGUCCCAGACGGAGGGGAGAUGUAUGCCUUCUACUCCCUGCUAGUUUACAUCUUCUACACUGUCUUCAAGAAGGAGGAGGAAGCAGCCCUGGAAGCUGCUCAGGGCGGAGCCUCAGCGGGGCCAGGACGUGUUUCCAUGGAAACAAGGAGCAGGAGGGAAAAAGGCCACACACUCAGGAAGGAGAGGAAGAAAAGGGGGCGUGGCAGCAGGUUGAGUGACUCCAGCAGUAGCAGUGAUAGUGACGGCCUGUCCCUGAGUGAUGAAGAUGAUGAUGGUGGUGGAGGUGGUGAAGUGCCCGAUAUCCCAGCAUGCACUCCUCUGGGUGCCUUCCUGUCCUUUAAACAGGAGAAUGAGAAAAGGAGGGAGGUCCAGGUGCAGCUGGAGACAGCAGGAAAGUUGAUGUCUGAGUCUCCCUUGGUGGCGGUGAUGUCCCACUUGCUGAGUUUUCUGGAGCAGUACUCCCACCUCCAGCAGCUGCAGCAGCAGGCUGAUCAGUACCGGGUCCAGCUGAAGAGGCACCGGGCCCAGCAUCGCCGCCAGAUGAAGACCCUGAGGACAUCGUACCGUCAGAGGCUGAGAGAUAAGAACAGCGUCAUCGACAGCCUGGAGGAGGCCAUCAUCACCCAGCAAUACACACCGAGCACCCCGGGGAGCGACGGUGAGUGUGGUGCUGAUGUCCCUGGGUCCGGGCCUGGGGCAGGACUCCACAGGCUGGUAGAGUCUCUGUAUGGACUACAGGGAGAGAAGAGCCAGCUGAGGGGAGAACUACGGCUGCUGCACUCCCAACUGGAGCAGAGAGAACAGGACCGACACUCACGAGUACAGGUCUUCCAACAUCAGAUUGACGAAUUGAAGAGCUGCAUCGAGGAGCGGGAGGAGGAGCUGUCCAGACUAAGAACUGACUCUGGAGCCACAGACUCAGAGAAGCGGGUUGUGUGUCUGUCAGCGGAGAACGAGAGUCUGAAACAGAGUCUGACUGUCACCCAGGGCCUCCUGCAGCAGCUCUCUGUCAUCCCCUCCCAGUCCAGCUCUGUGCUCAUCAAGGAGAAUGAGAAUCUGCGCAGCCGGGUGCAGCAGCUGGAGAGUUCCCUGCAGCAGAGGGCUGAUCAGCUGUCUCACCUGGAGCGUCAGAGCGAACAAAGCGAGUGGAGGAGAGGAGAGGAGCAGAGGAGAAGAGAGGAGAGAGUGAGCGAGCUGCAGCUAGAGCUGGAUAAAGAGAGGGCCAAAGAGCCACAGGUCAAGAUUGUCACUCAAACUGUGGAGGUGGAGUCACCGGCGACGCUGAGGCAGUUGGCUGAGGCCAGAGAGAGGAACGAGCAGCUGUCAGAGAAACUGACCAAUCAGAACGAGAAGUGCAGACAACUGGAGGAGCACAUUAGGAAGUCAGAUGAAUUCAGUUGUAACCUGCAACACAAGAUUGCAGCGUACGAGCGGGAGAUCAGUGUACUGCAGGAGGAACUGCUGAAGGAGAUAGGUCACCUGGAGGAGAAGAAGGAGGAGGCUGUAAAGGCUGCAGCGACCUGCUCCGUAGAACACUUCCAGAGCCUGCAGGACCAGUUCUUUAACCUGCAGAAGCGUCUGACAGCGCUCCCUCCGACCCUGCGCACCAUGAAGACAGACUACGCCAGCCUGAGGAGCCAGGUCCGCAACUUCUCCGACUUCUACGCAGCCAUCACCGACGCCAAGAAACAGAUAUCAGCAGCUGUGAGUGAGAUGUCGGAGGCCAACAAGGACCUCCUGGAGAAGUACAAGAAGGAGGUGGCACUGCGGAGGAAGUACCACGAGCAGCUGGUCGAGCUCAAAGGCAACAUCCGUGUGCUGUGCCGUGUGAAGCCGGUUCUGAAGGAGGACCAGCAUGAGGAGGGCCAAUCGGUGGUGGUAACCACAGACCCCAACAACGAAUCAGCUCUCUCCGUGCUGAAAGGGCAGGGCCGCAGCCAUAACUUUGAGCUGGACCGUGUCUUCCACCCUCAGGCCACUCAGGAAGAGGUCUUCCAGGAGAUCGAGCCCCUUGUGACAUCCUGUAUAGAUGGAUAUCACGUCUGCAUCUUUGCCUAUGGGCAGACUGGCUCUGGGAAGACCUACACCAUGGAGGGCAGCACAGAGAACCCAGGCAUCAACCAGCGUGCUCUGAAACACCUGUUUAGUGAGAUAGAGGACAGGAAGGACAUGUGGACGUACACCGUGACUGUCAGCUCUGUGGAGAUCUACAACGAGGUGCUCAGAGACCUGCUGAGUAAGGAUGGAGAGAAGCUGGACAUUAAGAUCAACCCAGAUGGAACAGGACAGCUGCACGUCCCUGGACUCAGGCUCAUAGAGGUCAAGAGCUUCCAACACAUCAAGAAACUUCUGGCACAGGCGCGUCGUAACAGGAUCACCUUCGGGACCCAGAUGAAUCAGCACAGCUCUCGUUCCCAUGCCCUCCUCAUGAUCACUGUGCUGGGGACUGACCUGGCCAGCGGGGCCAAGACCACAGGCAAGUUGAACCUGGUGGACCUGGCUGGCUCUGAGAGGGUCUGGAAGUCAGGAGCUGAGGGAGAGAGGCUGAAGGAGGCCCAGAACAUCAACCGCUCUCUGCUGGCUCUGGGGGACGUCAUCCAGGCUCUGAGGGGGAAGGAGAAACACAUCCCCUUCAGAAACAGUCGCCUCACAUAUCUGCUGCAGGACUCACUGGGCAAGGGCAACAAGACGGCCAUGGUGGUGCAGGUGUCUGCUCUGGAGAGUAAUGUGGGAGAGACCAUGUGUUCUCUGAAGUUUGCUGAGAGGGUUUGUAAGGUGGAGCUGGGGCCUGCAGCCAGGAAGAUACAGAGAGGAGGGGGAAGCCAUCAGUGUGAUUAGAACUCC